AAAAUGUAGCGUGCACCCAGUUCAUGAAUAUCGAACUACUUUUGUAUAACAAUAACACAAAACAUAUAACGGACAUUACAUAUUUCCUGAUAAAAAUCUGUUUAGAUAGAGCGAUACAACCAUUAACAAGGAAUGAAACAAAAUCAAUGCUCGCACAACACUCUCGAUUGUCGCUCGAUUGGCUAUUUCGAAUAUAGAGCAAAAUGUAUUCGGUCUAAUAUGGUGGCGAUAUACACGUUUUGUUUCUGUUUUUCAUUGAGACUUGGAGCAAUUGUUAUUGCAGUCUCCAGUUUGAUAGUUUCUCUAUUUGAAAUAUCUGUACUUACCGAAUGCCUAGAAAAUGUACAUGAUACGAAACAUAGAUUGAAAGAGCUACUACAGUUUUUGGGAUUGCAAGGAUCUUGGACAAAAUCGAUACACUUGUAUAGAUAUCUUCAAUACUACAUGGUAGGAGUGUCAGUAUUUUACUCGCUAUUGUCUUUGGCUUGCGUAUUCUUGAUUAUGGGAGCGUACCAGUGUAGAAGAGUGUUCAUAUAUCCUUUCCUGUAUUUAUAUAUCGGCUACGUCGCGAUAGGUUUUGUACAACGGACACUAAUCUUCAUGUAUUUGAUAAAACAGGCAAACGGUGAUUUGGGAACAAUGAUUUUAUACUACACCAUCGAGUUUUUUAUAGUUUUAUUGCACAUCUAUACUUGGGCAUGCGUUUAUAACUUGAUAAAAGCACUGAAAAGUGUGGAGGUGUCAGUAACGAAGAGGAUCUUACACAAAGCGAGGAUUGGAUAUUUAGCACCCAUAAGGGUCCACACAGGGAUGGCUGCAUAACCAUAGAAAUUAUGGCACUUACUACAUCAAAUGUUUACGAGGUUUUGGAGAUACACUUUUUACAAUGAUAUAUCGCCAGCAUUCUGUCGUUUUUUUAAAGAUCCCCCGGUGAGAACUAUUUUCACCAAUUAUGAUGAUACAUGUGAUAUUACUUUUUUUCAAGUUCUCCCAAAACGGAUAUAUGGGCCUUGUGUAAAGAUUAAUACACUAAGUGGCGUAGAAAAAAAUAUCCAGUUUAACCUUUUGGAUGGAGUGGCUAUUCUACUGAUAUAUAACUUUGUAUUCCUUGAAAGUACCAACCAGUACGAAGUACGUGUCUGUCACUUAAAAUGGGGCAUUUUGGAUGCCACUAGAUGAUCAGCUGUUAUGUAUUGUUACGUUUUGACAUGUUCGUGAAAAUAGUGUAUUUAGGAUUUGUAGAGCUUAACAUUCAACACAGGUUAAUCGAUUUCUUUCCUCAACGCCAAGAAAAAAGGUGCCGUGUUCAUCAGUCAUUUCCGCUUUAAUCAUGCGUUAAGUACAAAAACAAUAGUCAUUCCAACGUAUUUUUAUUUUUUAAUUUUUUUUUAUGAGUGGUUGACAGGGUGAAAUGAGUUUAACAAAAAAAGUUUAAAUAGAUUUUGUUCACAAUGAUGUUUACAGUCUUCAACAUAUAAACAUAUGGUCAAUACAAUCUUUAAGCCUGCUAUAGGAGUUUCCAUCCUAUACUAUAGAGCAAGAUCCCUAUAAUUAUGACCAACAAUGUUCGUUCUUUCUCUAGUUGGUUUAAAUGUAACUUUGUAUAGUGUACAGGGAUGAAUUUUUUGUUGAAUCAGUUAGAAUAAGCUCCGUACUUAUUACUUAUGUUUGUUUUAUCAUUCCCGUGAAAUAAGUUACAAUUGAACCGAGUGAGAUAAAGUCGAAACUUGUUGGUGGCGCUAUAAUUACGAUCCCCAGUUUAUAUUUUUACAUUUUACAAAUUACGGAAGGUUCGAGUAGAAUUUUUUCAAUCAAUAUGUUACGUCAUCCGUUAUGUUAAGUGGAAACCAAAACUUCGAAAAAGUUAGCUAAGAGUUUCAAUUCUCAAACGUGGACAUGUCUUAUUUGAAAUUACCCUCAGACGCUGGAUAAAGGACAAAAGAUGUUACUGCUGUUUUAUCGAUUUCUUUUA
Acanthoscelides obtectus is the source of this 1972-nucleotide messenger RNA. NCBI's taxonomy places the organism in Eukaryota, Metazoa, Arthropoda, Insecta, Coleoptera, Chrysomelidae. The record is from the annotation of a GenBank genome assembly.